Messenger RNA from Actinia tenebrosa (Australian red waratah sea anemone), 1524 nucleotides. RefSeq names its product arsenite methyltransferase. Gene Ontology annotation, molecular function: methyltransferase activity. Lineage: Eukaryota; Metazoa; Cnidaria; Anthozoa; Actiniaria; Actiniidae. The record is from RefSeq and is a predicted model, not a curated record.
GGACUGUAACAGUCGAACCAUUUAGCCUUUUGCUAGCAUUUUACUCAGCUUUUGCUCGACUCAUCGACUUUACAUUGUUCUUUAAAAAAGAAAGGCUUAGCAAAGAAACCUUAGCAAUGUCUUGUAGCAAGAAACAAAAGCUGGAGGAUGGUGAUGUUAAAGAAGAAGUAAAGAACUAUUACGGCAAAAAGUUGCACAAGACAGAAGACUUACAGUCGAAUGCCUGUGCUUUUUCCAAAAGUCAAAAAGUUGUACCUCAAAUCAUACGAGACUGUAUUAAGCUUUGCCAUGAAGACGUCGUUUCCAGGUACUAUGGGUGUGGCCUCAACUUCCCAGAAUGCCUUGAGGGCUGCAGAGUACUUGAUCUAGGGUGUGGUGCCGGGCGUGACUGUUUCAUCACUGCUAAACUGGUUGGUCCAAAGGGUCACGUGACUGGAAUAGACAUGACGCAAGAUUUGCUGGAUAUUGCCAAUGAAUAUUCAAAGUACCAUGCAGAGAAGUUUGGAUAUACCAAACCAAAUACUGACUUUAUCCUGGGUGAUAUAGAGGAGCUUGCUGCUGCUGGGGUGAAGAAAAAUGCUUAUGAUCUUAUAAUAUCCAACUGCGUAAUAUGUCUUACUACAAACAAAAAGGCAGUGUUUGAAGGAGCUUACAGGGCUCUUAAGGAUGGUGGUGAACUUUACUUCAGUGACAUAUAUGCUGACAGACAGCGUGAUACAAGCAAGUGUGAUAAAGCACUUUGGGGUGAAGGCUUUUGUGGUGCUCUGUGUUGGAGAGAACUUGUUGACUUUUGUAAAGACAUUGGGUUUAGUGGACCAUACUUGGUUACUGGACAUGAAAUGUUUCCUUCCAAUGAAGAAAUGAAGGAACAGAUAGGCGAAACCAGGUUUGUUUCAGGUACAUACAGGAUGUUCAAAACCCCAACCACAGAGGACACUGGUAAUACAUUCCAGGCCACAUACAAAGGCACCAUUGAAGGACUUCCAAAUGAAUACAAGUUUGAUAUCUACAACACUUUUGAGAAAGACAAAGCGCACCCAAUCACACCCAAUUUAGCGGCCAUUCUUCGCCAGUCCAGGUUUUCAAAGCACUUUGACAUUGGUCCUUACUCAGGACGUGAUGCAUAUGCCAUUGCUGAUCCAUUUACUGGUCUUGGGCUGUGACCUGGUAUCUGAAGUUGUAUAACGGCAGUAUCCUCCCUAGCAAGUCGUAUCAGUAAUGCUCUAUCUAGUGCAGUAUAGGAUUUUAUUUUAUUUAGCAUUUAUUUUAGGAUAUGUUAGCUUGAGCGCCUACGACCUUUCCUGCUACCAUUAUUUGGUUUCUAAGAAAAUACUCAAAAAACAAACAGAUUAUACUGUACCUCAAUCUACAUGGCUUGGGUUUCCUGUGCUUUUACCUUCCCGUCACAAAAAAAUAAAAAUAACGCUUUAUUGCAAGUUUAAAUAAAAUAAUAAUGUUUUAAUUCUGCUCUUUUAAUUUGCAAUGUAUAAUUUUCGUGAAAGCUUAAUAAAUUUAGAAUCUUGA